Messenger RNA from Tigriopus californicus, 1548 nucleotides. RefSeq lists its product as uncharacterized. The record is from RefSeq and is a predicted model, not a curated record. The coding region runs from base 95 to 1516 and encodes 473 amino acids. NCBI's taxonomy places the organism in Eukaryota, Metazoa, Arthropoda, Copepoda, Harpacticoida, Harpacticidae. The transcript has 2 exons.
UAUUACCUCGUAAGAAUUGUCCAACAGGAUUCUUCUCGUUAUAAGAGGCUGAUGCGACAGGACAACCCAAAUCAGUGCUCGUCAAGUGUUGAAUAUGAGAACUAAACAAUCCGGACUCCCGCAAUUGGUUCUUCUCUUAUGUCUUGUCCUGGUACAUUUGUCGUCUUCUCAUAUCGAUAUCAGCUUUCGCAGGUCUAAGCGUUCACCCACUGGACCCAAACCAUGGCCCGCCGGCCACAGACCUCACCAUCCUCAGCCAAGAGGUCAUCCGCCUCGUCCCCAACAACACAAACCCCAUCCCAGACCUCAACAUCCGCGUAAGCCUCAUCCAAGGCCUCAUCCCCCAGUGCAACAAUACGCAAGACCAGCUCCAUUGCCUCAAUUUCAGCCUCAUCCGCAGCCUCCACCACAAUCUCAACCACAACCUAAACCACAGCCUCCACCUCCUCCUCCACCUCGGCCAUUGAUGCCAUCAUCUCCUUCACCGGCUCCUGCUCCUGCUCCUGCCCCUGCCCCUGCCCCUGCUCCUGCUCCUGCACCAGCCCCUGCUCCUCCACCAGCUCCUGCACCUGCACCUGCUCCUGCACCAGCUCCAGCUCCUACAAUGCCCAUGCCUGCUCCUCCUAUGCCACCACCGGGUCCGUCUAAGGAAGAUAAAUUAGAGGCGACGCUCUUGUCUCUUAUCACGACCCUGAUUGGGUUGGUAGGAAAUCUAGUGAAAACUCAAAAUAUGCCUCCCAAGCAAUGUCCAGUUCCAUCACCUGCGCCACAAGCUCUUCCUCCUUCGCCACCUUCCCCGCCUCCCCCAGCACCAUUACCACCUCCUCCCUCGCCACCUCUUGCUCCACUAGUCCCAACACUACCAGAUGUAGUGGACAAGAUGCCAAAAAAGAUGGACAAGAUGUCAAAGAAAAUGGAUAAAAUGCCAAAGAAAAUGGACAAGAUGCCAAAGAAAAUGGACAAGAUGCCAAAGAAAAUGGACAAGAUGCCAAAGAAAAUGGACAAGAUGCCAAAAAAAAUGGACAAGAUGCCAAAGAAAAUGGACAAAAUGCCCCUUAAAGACAAAAAUACGGAUAAAAUACCUCCCAAAGAUAAGGAAAUGGAUAAAAUGCCGCCCAAAGAUAAGGAUAUGGACAAGAUGCCAUCCAAAGAUAAGGAUAAGAUGCCACCCAAGGACAAGGACAUGGAUAAGAUGCCGCCCAAAAAUAAGGACAUGGAUAAGAUGCCACCCAAAGAUAAGGAUAUGGAUAAGAUGCCUCCCAAGGACACAGACAUGGAUAAGAUGCCAUCCAAAGAUAAGGAUAAGAUGCCUCCCAAGGACAAGGACAUGGAUAAGAUGCCAUCCAAAGAUAAGGAUAAGAUGCCACCCAAGGACAAGGACAUGGAUAAGAUGCCGCCCAAAAAUAAGGACAUGGAUAAGAUGCCACCCAAAGAUAAGGAUAUGGAUAAGAUGCCAAAAAAAAUGGAUCCAACCAUCAUUCAAAAUGCUGAAACUGGGCUCAAUCUGAGCAUGUAGUUGCCCGAAAAUAAAGAUAUUUCUUAUCUGAA